UGAUCAACACUGUUUUUCAUCACAACUUUACAACACACUCGCGCCAGCAACGCUAACAUCGCUAUUGCGUUUUUACGUGAAAAAUAUAAUUAAGUACAGUAAAAUUGUGAAAAAUAGUAUUAAAAAUGCCCAAAGGACGUGUUAGCAGUGUGUGGCAGCAUUACGACAUCAAUGAAGAAUGCGAAAACUUUGCAGUUUGCCGUUACUGCGGCAAUAAUAUAUCGCGUGGUGGAAUGGCCAGCAAUCUAAAGGGCAACAAUACCACGAAUCUAUGGACGCACUUGCGACACAAACAUUCUGAUGAGGUGCUAGUUAAUCCGGUGCAGCAACGCACCAUUAGCCGCCCUUCGACCAUAACAAUAAAGAAAGAGAAAACAUCUCGCAUUGCAAAGGCGAAAGUUGUUCGAGAGCCUCUACGUGUUGCAAAACCAAAGAUCGAAGCGCAUUCGAGUAUAGCUGGUGCAUUGCCUCAGAAGUGGGAGGAAUACGAGCAGAACGAGGAAAUUAGCGAAGAUAUCAAGGACAUCAUCUAUAGCGAAGAUCCAUUGUGCUACAGUCCCAUACAAGUGGUCGAAGAUGAGAUGCUCGAUACUGGCGACAAAGUCACUGUGAUGAGCAGCAACACCAGAACAACAACAGCUCCCGUUGUUGCCACCGUCGUAUCAGCAACCCCUACGAAUGCGGCAAAGACAUUGAAGAACAAUCUGGAAACAUCGAUUGAACGUCUGACCACGGUGAGCGAGCAGUUGAACUACAUCAUUCAGCAGCAACAGGAGCAGCAGACCAAGGACGAUGAUUAUUAUUUUGCAUUAAGCCUUGUACCCAUUAUGCGACAGCUGUCGGUUAGUCGCAAACUUUAUGUGCGCUCAAAGAUUCACGAAAUUCUGUACAAAGAGAGCGAGGAGACUUCCCCCAAAUCUGAAUAAUUGGCUAGGAAAUCGCACCGCUACUAGACAUCUAUCUAUAUCUAAACAAAUAUUCAUAUAGGUUAUAAUACAUAUGCUUAUGUAUUCUGUAUGUUUUGCUGACAUACGAAUUGCAAUCUAUUACGUUGGAUUUACCUAUUAUUAAGCGCAUAUGUAUGUACAGUAACGAAUUACAUUGAUUUAGAACGUAUGCAUGUAUUCAAAUAUUUAAUGAAGCCCUUUUAUAAUUUGAUAAUAAACUUAACUAAGUUCAUCAAAUAGAAAUCAUUAAAAAUAAAUU
This is a messenger RNA of Drosophila nasuta, 1206 nucleotides long. RefSeq names its product Boundary element-associated factor of 32kD (gene BEAF-32). Gene Ontology annotation, molecular function: DNA binding. The transcript is spliced from 2 exons. Lineage: Eukaryota; Metazoa; Arthropoda; Insecta; Diptera; Drosophilidae. Bases 126 to 926 code for a protein of 266 amino acids. The record is from RefSeq and is a predicted model, not a curated record.